This is a messenger RNA of Pneumocystis murina B123, 1088 nucleotides long. RefSeq lists its product as hypothetical. The transcript has 6 exons. Lineage: Eukaryota; Fungi; Ascomycota; Pneumocystomycetes; Pneumocystales; Pneumocystaceae. The record is from RefSeq and is a predicted model, not a curated record. Gene Ontology annotation, molecular function: protein binding; RNA binding. Bases 1 to 1056 code for a protein of 351 amino acids. Gene Ontology annotation, cellular component: catalytic step 2 spliceosome.
AUGGAUAAGAGAAAAGAAGCCCCAUACGAUGAAAAAGAAGAUAACAUGCUUAUGAAAAGAGUAAAGGUAAUUUCGGACGAGGUUGUAAAAUCAAAGGAUAAGCAAAAUACACUUAUUGAGUCAAUACCGAGGACAUCCGGAUUAAAAGCUCCAAUUAUGCAAUUAACGGGACAUCAAGGAGAAAUUUUUUCAUGUAGAUUUGAUUUGAGUGGACGAUAUAUUGCUUCUGGCUCGUUUGAUCAGUUAAUUUUGGUAUGGAAUACGUAUGGGGACUGUUCAAAUUUUGGCCAGCUAAAAGGCCAUAAACGUGCUAUUCUUGAUCUACAAUGGAGUCGUGACUCUCGAGUAAUUUAUUCUGCAAGUGCAGAUCAAACUGUAGGAACAUGGGACUUGGAAACAGGUCAACGUUUGCGAAAACAUACUGGCCAUGAAGAUAUUAUUAAUUCUAUUACAACUGUGCGGAGGGGUACUGAGUUUUUGGCAACAGGUAGUGAUGAUACAACUAUAUCGCUUUGGGAUGGAAGACAAAAAAAUGCAGUAGACUAUUUUGAUGCAGCAUAUGCGGUGACUGCUGUUGCUUUUAAUGAAGAAGGAAGUCAAUUAUUUUCAGGUGGAUUGGAUAAUGAUAUUAAAGUCUGGGAUCUCCGAAAAAGAUCUAUUAUUUAUAAAAUAGUUGGACAUGUGGAUACUAUUACUUCACUACAAACCUCUCCUGAUGGCAAUUUUCUUUUAUCAAAUGGAAUGGAUAAUACUGUUAGAAUAUUUGAUAUUCGACCAUUUGUACCAUCAAGUAGACAAGUUAAAGUAUUAAAAGGUGCACUUCAUGGUAUAGAAAAAAAUUUAAUUCGUGCUUCUUGGAGUAAUGAUGGUUUACGCGUGGCUGCUGGCUCAGCCGAUCGAACUGUCAUUGUAUGGGACGUCUCCUCUGGCAAACUUACUUAUAAAUUGCCUGGACAUAAGGCUUGUGUCAAUGCUGUUGAUUUACAUCGUUAUGAACCUAUUCUUUUAUCUGCUUCCUCUGAUCGUUCUCUUUUUCUCGGAGAGCUAUCUCAAUAAUCCUUUCCAUGCUUAUUUAUUUUAUUUUUACC